GCUAAGCUGUCACGGCCGCCCAAUCGCGGAGCGCGUUCCAUGUUCAUAUAAGAGAGCCCAGAGGGAGUCGCUGCGGGUCGCGGGCUCAGUAAGGUGAUAUCGCUCUAUCUCUCGCUGUCUGUUCUCCAUUGACCAGGAGCGUUCUGUCUGUCGGCCAGCGCUGCGAGGCGGGCGGGCAUCUCACGUUGUGUCCGGGCACUCUGCGGGCUCCUGGGAGCGAGCACAGAUUUACAGAAGCUUCUUGAUUUUCUGCAUUUAAAAAAAAAAAAAAAAUCUAAAAAUGGAUGAACUGCAAGACGUCCAGCUUACAGAGAUAAAGCCUCUUCUCACAGACAAGAAUGCCGGACGAAGCUUUGAAGACUUUGAUGGCCAGGAACAUGACAUUGAAACUGCACAUGGUGUCUUACAUGUUACUAUGCGUGGCAGCCAUAAACCAAAGAGACCCGUUAUUGUGACAUACCAUGACAUUGGCUUGAAUCACAAAUCCUGCUUCAAUUCAUUUUUUAACUUCGAAGAUAUGAGUGAUAUCACACAACAUUUUGCCGUCUGCCACAUUGAUGCACCUGGUCAGCAGGAAGGUGCUCCAGCUUUUCCAACUGGGUACCAGUACCCUACAAUGGAUGAAUUGGCUGAAAUGGUAUCUGCAGUUUUAACACACUUACAGUUUAAAAGCAUUAUUGGAAUUGGAGUUGGAGCAGGUGCCUAUGUACUAGCCAAGUUUGGUCUGAAUUUUCCAAACUUGGUUGAGGGUCUUGUACUAGUUAACAUUGACCCAUGCUCAAAGGGAUGGAUUGACUGGGCUGCUUCCAAGCUUUCUGGAUGGACCUCAAAUGUAGUGGAUAUUGUCCUUUCUCACAUUUUCGGUCCGGAUGAACUUCAGUCCAACCUGGAUUUAAUCCAAACCUACAGAAUGCAUAUUGCUCAAGACAUUAACCAAGAGAACCUGCAGCUAUUUUUGAAUUCCUAUAAUGGCCGCAAAGACUUGGAAAUUGAGAGACCAGUUUUUGGUUCCACUGAUGCAGGAACAACACUAAAGUGUCCUGUGUUAUUGGUGGUUGGUGAUUAUAGUCCUGCAGUUGAUGCUGUGGUUGAAUGCAAUUCCAGACUAGAUCCAACAAAGGCAACACUGCUUAAGAUGGCAGAUUGCGGUGGAUUGCCACAAGCAGUCCAGCCUGCAAAGCUGGCCGAAGCACUCAAGUACUUUAUUCAAGGCCUGGGAUAUAUGCCCACCGUUGCUUUGACAAGACUUGCACGUUCUCGCACAGCUUCAGCCUCCAGUUGCGGCUCAACAGAGAUUCCACGUAGCCGCUCUCAAACCAGCAAUUCCCAACUUGAAACCACCCCUGGCACUGCUUUGAAUGCCGACACUCCUCAAACCGUGGAAUUAUCCUGUUAAGCAGCGUUUUGUUUGAAUAACGGACCCAUCCAGUUAUUAAAGUUUCAUAACUUUGAAAAUAUCCUGUUCAUUCCGUGAAAUUUAUGAACAUGUAACUUGUGCAUGACCACGCUAUAUAUUUAUUGGUUAGUCUAGAGGUUUCAUAGCACUUAUUUUUCUGUAAAGAGCUAACAUGUUUGUAGCAUUCCUAAUGUAAAAUAAUAAAACUAAUGUCCAUUCGGCUGUUUGGUACAGUAGAUACAAUUUCCAGAUGUGCAUUUUUCUCGUUUUCCUCCCUAAAUCUUUACUCUCGAAAAACCCAGUUGAAAAUGUACUAACUAGUUCUUUUGUGUGUGUGGAUUAUGAGCUGAAAUUUUUCAUUGAAAUAUAUAUUAUACUUCCCACCCCCAUCCUAAGUUGUAUGUACUAUAAUGAAUGCUCACUGCCAGGACAGACUAGAACUAAUCUGAGCCAUUUACCAUUUUAAAGAUCUCAUGAAUUCAUACAUAUAUAAUCUAAACUUUAAUAAAGCUGUUAUA
Pelobates fuscus (common spadefoot toad) is the source of this 1914-nucleotide messenger RNA. It is a transcript of the gene NDRG3, whose product is annotated as NDRG family member 3. Gene Ontology annotation, cellular component: cytoplasm. The record is from RefSeq and is a predicted model, not a curated record. Lineage: Eukaryota; Metazoa; Chordata; Amphibia; Anura; Pelobatidae. The transcript is spliced from 16 exons. Gene Ontology annotation, biological process: signal transduction. The coding region runs from base 281 to 1396 and encodes 371 amino acids.